AUGGAAACUUCCACUCGGUUCGGCGCUGAGGAUGCCAAACUCCAUUUCACAAGGAGCCUGUCAACAGCUGGGCUUGGGGGUUUGAGGAACGGAGCCGCGCGAUUGGAGCGGGCCCCCAGCCACCCGGCUCCACCACUGCCCACGCUGGGUCUCCCGGACUGCCGCCGCGCGGUGCCGGAGCAUGAGGGGCACCUCCUCCCGGACCCGGGGUGCAGAACCCGGCGGAGGCAGGUAACGCGGCGGCUGACAAUCCGCCACCCCCCUACCACACACACACUCGCCUGCCCGCCCGCCUGCGCGCCCAGCUUCGCCGCCCGCACCCCUCAGGUUUCCGCGACACCCCCGCCGCCAGCCUGCCCACCCUUCUGGACAGUUGGAGCUGCCGCCCCCUCCUCCUUCUCCCCCUCCCCCACACGCCCCCGCCUCCGCGCAGUCCUCUCGCCAAAUUACCAGUGCCCUCGAGACGGUUGGGUUGAGCGCCCCUGCCCGGGGAAGGCAGCCUGCGGGCGCUUGCCCCGAGCCCGGGGAACCGAAGGUCUCCUUUCCAAGCGCACUCACAUUAUUCAUGCAAAGUUAAUCCCCGCCGCGUCACGGCCGCCCGCCCGAGGAUGUGCGCCUUCCUUGGCCAAGCCCCGCAGUCUCCACCCUCCUCCGCCCCCUCCUCCCGGCGGCGGGGUCCCGGGGAGCGCAGGCGACGGGACGUCGCGCGAGUCCUGCAAAAUGUCAACUCCUUGGGCGAAGAGAGGCGGCCGCCGCCAGGGCCGCGGCGGCCCUCCCCGGCCACUCCACUUUUAUAGGCGUAGGAAGCGAGUGUGGUCCGGGCACCCGUGUCCCCGCCUCUCCGGGCCCCCCGCGCGCCCGGCCCGCCCCGGCCAGCUCUCCGGGCGCUGCCUUACUCGGGGCCCGGGGCGCCGGCUCAGUGCCGCGUCUGCGAACCGGUGACCUGGUUUCCCCUUCAACCCUCGCGGCGAUCCCACUCGCGCGGCGGCGGCGGCGGCGGCGGCCAAGAGCAAGCAAACCCGGCUCCGCCAGGGGCGCAGCGAGGAAAUGGCCUCCCAGCGGCUCGCCCCGCCGCCGCGACCGUCCGGAGCCGCCCGGCUGGCACCCGACGCCCGCCGCUCGGCCCGGGACCGGCGCCCAGAAGUGUCCGCCCCUCUGCGCUCGCGGACCCCUACCCAGCGGCCCACGUGCACACCGCCCCGGGCGGGCCGCCUCCGCACCUGCCUCCCCAGGUUCGGGCGCUCCCUCUCCUCCCCGUCCUGGCCGUGCCCUCCACCCAGGGUGCCCUUCCCAGAGUGGCAGUGUUGCGGUGGUUUGGUUGGCCGUGCGUCCACCCACCCGGCGGCGUGCGCACCGAGGUUCGGGUUUGGGCGUCAUUCCUCUGGUGGGAAAAAAGGAAGAAAUGGGGAACGAGGGACAAGAAGGCGGGGGACCUUCCAGAAGCACGGGCUUUUCUUUGCCCGGCAAGACCUGCGCGGCCCCUGCCAUCACGCUCCUCCCUCUUUCUCCAAACCACUUGUGGCGCGUGUCGGGCGGGCAGAGCGCUCUGGCUCCUCCUGGGGCCUCCCACGGGCCGGGUAGUCUGGAGUUCCCUUACGGUCACCCAGCCCCCUACCCCCCAUCCCCCAUGAUAGUUUGGAAAAUACCUGACUUGCCUUCGAGCAAGACACCCCUCCGCCCCAAUUAUGCACAUCCUGGAAGAUGUGUGCAAAGUUGAGACACUCCACAGGUUCCAGAAGAGCAGCCCUAUGAUUUUGUUCUUGCCCUGGAUCUAUACAAAUAAAACCCGGAAGACAAAAGUAAUUUAUACUCUUGAAGAGUUAUGCCCCAGGCAAAUAUGAAUUUUUAAAAUGCCCCCCCGCCCCCCACCUCAAGUCUAAGUCUUGAAAGCCAAGGGUUUUUAGGUUGGGAGAAAAUGAAGCGGGCAGCUGCAUUCUGGGCUAGAAGAAUGCUUGUAAAAAUAUUGAGUACCCAAAAAGCUAAAAACUGCAGUCGGUACGAAACUAUAGUUGCAAAAAAAAACUAUUUUGACGAGAGAGCACAAUUAUUUUCUCGUGGAGGAUAUUAAAUCAGUUCCUACUUCAUUAUUCAAUAUACACAUUUAUUCGUACAGCAAUGAGAUAGAGCUAUAACGAUUUGUAUCCUCAACUGCCUGAACAAUGUAUAGAUGAUUUAUUGGAAACUUUUCCAGAUUUCCAGCCAGUGACGUGAUUUAUUCCAGUGUCUUGUGAGCAUCCCACGGAAAGGGGCGAGAAGCCACCACCCUAGCGAACAGCAUUAACAACCACAACUGUCAGGAAUUCGGAAACUGUUGCCUAAGCCUGGAUGCACAAUAUUUCAGAUGGAGGUAGAAGAUUCUGAGGCCUCAGGGCAGGAACUAGCAAGCCAUCUCGAUCACGAUAUGGAAGAGAACAAGAGCACUCAUAUUCAACUAUUAUAGUGAUUGAGUAAUCAACUUUUCCAUAUUAAACUACUGAAAUACCCAA
Molecule: messenger RNA, 2486 nt
Organism: Mustela lutreola (European mink)
Lineage: Eukaryota; Metazoa; Chordata; Mammalia; Carnivora; Mustelidae
Exons: 2
Coding region: 1-942 (313 amino acids)
Source: RefSeq, a predicted model, not a curated record